CCGGCGCUGUCAAAGUUGAUCACCGGGCGGGCGGGCGCUGCGCUGCGAUGGAGCGAAGAGCGGCAACAGCGGCCGCCAGGGAAGGCGGAGGAAGGGGGAGAUUAACACGGCCCUGGCUGGCACAGCGGCGCGGCUGAUCUCCCCAUGCAGUGAAGGGGGAGCGAGCGGAGAGGGGGAGGGAGGGAUGCUGCUGCAGCUGCCAGUGCAGCGCUGGUAAAUCUGCUGGUCAGCCCUUCGGAGGAGCAGCCGCCGCCCGCUGGCGGCUCUUGGAGCGGGAGGAGUCGAGGCGCUUUCUGCUAGUUGCCUCCCUGCUGCUGCGGGGGCUUUAGUGGCUGUUUACCCCCCUCGGCUGACUUUUCUCCCAGCCCCCCAGCGUAACCUCGGACCCUCCUCCUCCUCCCUUCCCCGCGAGCUUCCAAACAUGAGCAUGUCUGUUUUUACCUUAUAAAGAUGGCGGUGUGGGAUCACUGCAACCUUUAGACUAAUGACUGUCAGAAACAUCGCCUCCAUCUGUAAUAUGGUUCUGCAAGAACAGUUACAUGCAGUUGCCAGCUUCUUUCCAUGUGGUGCCCCAGCAUGCCCUUUGCAGGUGAUGUCACACCCACCAUUCAUCAGCACUGGAGAAUGGAGCCUGCCUAUAGGGGCACCAAUGCCUCUGCUCUGGAAAAAGACAUUGGUCCAGAGCAGUUUCCAAUCAAUGAACACUACUUUGGGUUGGUCAAUUUUGGGAACACCUGCUACUGUAACUCUGUGCUGCAGGCAUUGUAUUUUUGCCGGCCAUUUCGGGAGAAUGUGUUGGCAUACAAGGCCCAACAGAAAAAGAAGGAAAACCUCUUGACAUGCCUGGCAGACCUUUUCCACAGUAUUGCUACUCAGAAAAAAAAAGUUGGAGUGAUUCCACCAAAGAAGUUCAUUUCAAGAUUACGAAAGGAGAAUGAUCUCUUUGACAACUACAUGCAGCAAGAUGCACAUGAAUUUUUAAAUUACUUGUUAAACACCAUUGCAGACAUCCUGCAGGAGGAGAAGAAGCAGGAAAAGCAAAAUGGGAAACUAAAAAAUGGAAACAUGAAUGAAGCUGAAGAGAACAAUAAACAAGAACUCACCUGGGUGCAUGAGAUUUUUCAGGGAACACUGACUAACGAAACUAGAUGUUUGAACUGUGAAACCGUUAGUAGCAAAGAUGAGGAUUUUCUUGACCUUUCUGUUGACGUGGAGCAGAACACAUCCAUUACGCACUGUCUAAGAGACUUCAGCAACACAGAAACAUUAUGUAGUGAACAGAAGUACUACUGUGAAACUUGCUGCAGUAAACAAGAGGCACAGAAAAGGAUGAGAGUAAAAAAGCUGCCAAUGAUCCUUGCAUUGCACCUCAAGAGAUUCAAGUACAUGGAGCAGUUACACAGGUACACCAAACUCUCUUACCGUGUGGUAUUUCCUCUGGAGCUACGUCUCUUCAACACAUCCAGCGAUGCAGUCAACUUGGAUCGCAUGUAUGAUUUGGUGGCUGUUGUCGUUCACUGUGGCAGUGGACCUAAUCGUGGGCAUUAUAUUACCAUUGUGAAAAGUCACGGAUUUUGGCUUUUGUUUGAUGAUGACAUUGUAGAGAAAAUAGAUGCUCAAGCUAUUGAAGAAUUCUAUGGUCUGACCUCUGAUAUAUCAAAAAAUUCAGAAUCUGGUUAUAUUUUAUUCUAUCAGUCAAGAGAGUGACUUGGAGGACUGUGAAAUGCUGCAAGUGGAGAAAACUGAUCAGCACUGUUAACUGACUUUUACACAGAGCACAUCCUGAAUAGCCGAACAAUGAUCUAUCUUCUAUUAAAUGGUUUAUGUGUUCUUGACUAUAACCCUUCAUUUCUGACGUGCAGCACUUUUUUUUUUUUAAGUAUGACUCUGAAUGAAUUUCAGUCAGCUCUUAGUAAAAUUUAUAUGGACUAACAUUUACAGAUAAUAGGAUUUGGGGUCAUCUGUUAAAUCCAGCUGAGCUAGAAUAGUAUUUUCUAUGGAAGUGUGCAUUAUAUUUAGGGCAAAUUGUUUAAACUUUCUAAUUAGCUUUGGGAUAUCACUUUAUGAAGCAUUCCUUUAAAUAUGUACUAAUAUGUAUUGUAAUCUAUUUAAUAACCAUUGGAAUUGUGGCUGCAUAGGGGAUUUUGUCAUGUUACUCUCCACCGCUAGAAAGAUAUUCUUCUCAAAUCCUUUGAGCUUUGGGUUAUUAAAAACUUAAAAUGGGUAACUUCAAGACUAUAAUUCACAUAAAGAGAUUUAAAUCACAUUGGAGCAAACUCAUACAAUGUGUCCAGUCUUCCUGUUUAUCCUGAUGAGAGAGCACAAAUAAGCUGAGCUGGUCAUUUUGAUUCUAAAAGCCACAGAGGCACUGAGGGUUUUGUUGGGAAAAGUGGAGGGAGAGGUUCCUCACAUGAAGUACUUUUCUAAGGAGUGAUCUUAUGUUUUUGCCAAAAAGAAUAACAGAACGUGUGUGUGCUUAUUGAAUUUGCAGAUAUUCCAAUAUUGUGCGUACAAAACAUCUCCUUCAUCAGAGCUAGUAUUACACAGUCUAGUUAAGUAAUAUUAUUGAUACAAUAUCUAUCAUUGGGCUCAGUCUCGCAAUGUGCUGAGCACCCACCGCUCCAAAUGACAUCAGUGGCAACUAUAGGUAUUUGGCACCUAGGACAAGGCCCACUGCUUAUCAAUGUAGAAACCUGUUGUGUAAUAAUCCGUAGUUUACACCUGCAGUAUGUAUUGACCAUACUCAGCAUCAGCAGUCAUGUUUGUCAACAUCUCAAUCACUGUGGUAUCAGAAAGGUUCAAGAGUACAUGGUUCUAGAGAUAUCAAAAGGCAUAAUGUGACUGUUCAUGUUUUACUUUUCAAACCUGGUUGUCACUGGUCAUGUUCUUGCUAAUAAAUUGCUAUAAAGUAAUACUGGAAAUACUUGGCAAGAAAGGAGAGUAAGAGGAAGUAUCAAUAGGGCAUGAGAAGGGAUUGAUAGUGUGUUGAGAGUAAUUUUCUGUCUGACAGCUGACUUGGUAGAUUUGACAAUAAUAUUUCACCAUUUAGUGUAUGGACGUUAAGGAUCGAAUCCUGGUCUCAUUGAAGACAAUUGGUAAAACUACCAUUAUCUUCAAUAAAACCAUGAUUUGGCCCUACUAGAGGGGGAGGAGAGAAAGAGAGGGGGAGGAAUUCUAGAAAGAUUGAAGCAUCGUCAUCUCACAGUAUUUACUGUUACAUGUUUUUAACUUUUUGUAAAUUUAUUAGAAAGUGUCACUUUCAGUCCUUUUUUGGAAGUCCAACUGUAGUUUUGUCGCUGAGCUUUUUAUUUCAACAAAUAUUGUUUAAAACCAAUGUUGAAUCUGAUAGUUCUGUUUCUCUUGGGAGAGUGGGGGGAAAAAAAACAACCUCACUUGUGUUACAAUCUACUUUGAAAGUGAAAUUGUUUUUAUUACGUUUUAGUGAGCAUGCAAUGUUAGCCUCUGGUAUAACAUGGUUUGAAAUUUAUUUGGAAUUAUAAGUGGCCAUUUUAUAUCAGUGGCCAUAUACUAAGAAGUAUAGCACUUUACCUUGGAAGAAAAACAAAACUGGAUUUUUCAUCUUCAAAGAUUUGUGAAUUAUUUAUUAUGCUAGUGUAUUGAUCCAACAGAUCAGACACAGGAUCUAAUCCUACAACUCUUCUUAUGCGAGUAGUCCAAGUGUUCUAAUGGGACCAUUCACAUGAGUAAAGGUUGGAGGAUUGAGUCCAAAGAAGUGCACUUUUUUCGUUUACUCACAGUGGGAUGGGAGUUUUACCAUAGAGGACUAUGAUGUUUCUUAAUUUUAGAACUGGCCUAAUAAGAGGCUUCAACAAUCUCUGAAGUCCAUUGACUUUAAUGGAGCUGGAUCAGGCCCUAAAUUCUGUAAAAUCACUUGUCUUCUUUAAUGGAAUAUUUCUGAACAUUCACAUCUUUCGAUUUAAUAAAUGUGGCCAUCUUUUGCCUGGGAAGUGAGACUGUAUUCUGGUUGUGAAUAAAUGCACUUUUUAGAUCAGAGUUAACCAAGGUCAGACAAACAUUCUGUACUUUGCAAUUUGCUGCCAUACAUAUUUAGGAUGUGUGUGAAACUUUACAACAAAACAAAAAGAAAUAGCAAUGUAUGACUUGUGUUCGGGACUGAUGUUUGUAUAAAGAACAAUUGUACAUAAAGAAAUUAUUUUAAAAUGUGUCAGAUUCUAGGAAAUGGUUUUUGUGUUAAUAAAGUUUGGGUAUUGCAGCAAUAGUUAAACACUAACAUCUAAGAUUCAGCACAUGCAAAUUUUUGUUUUUCCCAGGCUGCAAGACAAGACUUUACGUUGGAUAAUAAAUUCAGAUAAUUACAAUUUGUUCCCUGACUGUACAAUUAUUAUGGCAGGCUUUUUUCAUACUUUAUGGGUUUAAAAAAAAAAAAAGUCCAUCAACAUUUCUGUGUUACAUUAGGGGGACCCAGAGGAGUUAGAUGUAAGUGCUGCAGGGUUGUUAAAUAGAGGGUUUUGCUAAUUCAAGAAAAGAUUUACAGUAAUGAUGUAACACGAGUA
Messenger RNA from Mauremys reevesii (Reeves's turtle), 4535 nucleotides. It is a transcript of the gene USP46, whose product is annotated as ubiquitin specific peptidase 46. NCBI's taxonomy places the organism in Eukaryota, Metazoa, Chordata, Testudines, Geoemydidae. Gene Ontology annotation, cellular component: nucleus; cytosol. The record is from RefSeq and is a predicted model, not a curated record. Gene Ontology annotation, biological process: protein deubiquitination. The transcript is spliced from 10 exons. Gene Ontology annotation, molecular function: cysteine-type endopeptidase activity; cysteine-type deubiquitinase activity. Bases 562 to 1707 code for a protein of 381 amino acids.